AGAACACUGUCCCAGCUGGUGAGUUCCCCACCGGCCUUGGCAAUAAAGUUGUUUCUGAUUCUGAUUUGCUGAUCUGAGCAGCGGGGAAAAGAUCAGCUUGGCAACUAACAAACUUGAGAUCAGCUCAGAGUGCUGCAGCCCGCUGGACUGAACGUGUCAUCGCGGCAGGUUAAUUUAAGACGUGUCCUUCUCAUCCCUCCCUGUAAUCAGAUUAACAGAUUAGUCACGUGGUUGGAGAAACUUCCAACUGGUCCUGGGUUUGUUUGGAGACUUCGAUGGACUGAGAAGAGACUUCCAUGUUUGCGGAGGGCUCGAGUCAAAGAGACGGAGUCCUUCCGCUGCGGUGAGAGUGUGGUAUUCUGGAGGAGGCGCUUGGUUGCUGGGUGUGAGAUAAUCCAGGGGAAGUCUGGUGGAACUGGAAGUCACAGAUGGAUUCUGAGAGACUCUGGGGUCACUCCUCUUUUCAGUGACCUGCUGGGAAGCUUGGAAGACUCGGAUGUUCUUCAGGGAAUCAGAGCAACAUGGUUGGAUGAUGGACUGCGGCCUCACAUAGCUGCCAGUCGCUGCUUCAAUUGGUGACUGACAUGGACCAGCGGUGGUGGGACGACACAUCCUGGACCCGGGAGGCCACGCUAACACCGAGCCCCGCCCCCACCUGCCCGGACUCGGUGUCAUGGCAGCCGUCCAGGGACGGUCAGCAACUGAUUGGCCGCAUCCUGCUGAAUAAGAGGUCCAAGAGUGGAGCGGACGACAUGGGAGCCCUGCUGGGACUGAAGGUGAUUGGUGGGAGGAGGAGUGAGUGUGGGGCUCUGUGCGCCGUCAUCACUCAGGUGAAGCGGGGGAGCGUCGCUGACACGGUGGGCCACCUGAGGCCAGGGGACCAGGUGCUGGAGUGGAAUGGACACCUUCUCCAAGGUGCCACCUUCAGGCAGGUCUAUGACAUCAUCAUGGAAUCCAAAGCAGAACCACAGGUGGAUCUGCUGGUGUCUCGGCCAAUCAGGUCCCCAAUCUCUGCUAAUGGCCAGCUUCACUCCAAUUCUGUCCCUGCCUCAAGAAGAGGACCGGUCUCAAGGAUCCAGAUUAAACUCUGGUACCAGACCCCCGGUCAUCAGCUUGUCGUCACCAUACUCGGUGCCAAAGAGCUACCUGUGCGAGAAGACGAGCGACCGCGGAAUCUCUACGUUCAGGUCCAGACGCUGCCCGAGACCAGUGAACCACGGCGGACCAAGAUCGUGAAGAAGUCCUUUGACCCUCGCUGGAACCAAACUUUUAUCUUCGGCCCAGUUCAUCUCAGAGACUUGACUCUUGAGGUCAGUGUGUGGGACCAGGUUCGAGUCCGAGAGGAGGAGUUCCUCGGAGAGGUUCUCAUCCAGAUGGACCCGCGCUUGCUGGACGACCAACCGCACUGGUACCAGCUGAAGGACACAUCCCACAGACUGGACACAGAGCCCUGGAAUAUCCACAAUGUCAAGAGGAGCCGCCUGGGCUCAACCCUGUCAAUUCCGGAUCAGGUCUUAUACUCUGGUCCUGGAAACGAUCUCUUGCAAAUCGACGAUCCGCUGUACCCCUUGUACCGCCAGGACGCCAUUCGGCUCCUUCGUGGGUCCAGACUAAGCCGAACCCAAUCAGAUGCUGGCCGCUACCACAGCCUGGACAGGGCGUUUUCCAGGACGGUUCCAGACCCGUAUGGACCCUCAGACAGAGUCCUUUGUGGUUCUGGCUCUGGGACUUGGCCCACACACUUGAGGAGCGGCAGCGUUGAAGACUGCAGUUUCAGGUCUUCACCAGAACCAUACCCACGGGGCCGCCAGCUACCGAACAUUCCUUCCAGAUCAACAAGAGUUCCAAUCCUCUACUCUCCAAACCCACCAGUGAUUCGAAUAGAAGGGCCUCCCCCACCUGGACACACCCCACCCCCUUCAGAACCCGCACAAAAAGUCCAGCCCAGUGCCGCAACACCAGUCCAAGCAACACCCUCCGCUUCUUCUCAAUUUCAAGUCCCGUCUUGUAUUUCAAAUUUUGUCAAGGCCCUUAACCCCCUUGCAUCACAAGAGCAGACCCCUCCACCCCCAUCCACACACGUCCCAGUUGCAACUCGUCCUGCACCCCAAGUUCAAGUACCUACCCCUGCAGUCAACAGGCCAUCUCCUCCUACCUCACAAGUUCAAACCACUAGUCCUCCCGCCUCUCAAGUCCAUGUACCGCCACCUCCCGCCCCAAAAGUCCAAUCUCCCCCAGUCCAAGCAGCGAGUCCCCCUUCCUCACAAAUUCACGCCCAACCACCACCUGCCACACAGGACCAGGCGACACCUGCUCCCACCGUUCAAGUUCAAACCGCGACCCUCCCAUCCACCCAGGUCCAAAGUCAAACGCCUCCUGCCUCACAAGUCCAACCCCCCCAGACCUCGACUGUGCAUGUCCAGGGUCUGCAACCCUCCUCUUCCCAAGCUCAGCUCACUUCAACCCAAAGCCGAGCUGUUCCAACCCCUGCAACUCUCCCCCCGGAACCAGCUCCCGAACCAAGCCCAGCCCCUUCACCUGUGCCUCCACCUGCUGAGGAAGCCGUGCCACAACCCUCAGAGACGGGGCGACGCUCCGUCACAUGGGAGGACCAGCAGAAGCAUGCAGUCAGUCUCGAGGGUAAGCAGUCUCCAUCUGAGGCAGAGGUUCCGGCAGAGGUGGAGGCGCCCAAAGAAGAGGCGGCAACUGAAGGAGCUACGCUGCAGAAGGGUGAAUCAGUGGAUGAGGGGGAUGAAGAAGAGCCUGAACCGGUCAAGCAAACGCCACCGCUAACCAAGGCUGCCAGUGUAAGCGGAGACAUCUGCUCACUAAGCCGCAACGACGACGACGAUGACGACAAGAAGCGGCGCUCGAGCUUUAGCGCCAAAAUGAUGGGCAUGGUCGGUCUGGGCAAGAAGAGCCAGAGUGCCUCCCAACUGAACCCAGAGGAUGAAGAGAAGAAGAAGAAAGUGGUGCGGCUGCCGGUGCAGAGGAGCAUUGAGACAGGGCUGGCCAUUGACUUCAAGACUCGUUUCACAAGGCAGCCCAGUCGCGACCCUGAUGCCGAAGAUCCCAAACCUGGAGCUCUCAUCUUCCCGGCAGUCAAGCUGUCAACAGACAAACAGUUCACUGGCUUUUUGGACGGCUUGGGGCCCGCUCAGAUCGCUGGGAGGCAGACGUUGGCUACGCCGGCCAUGGGUGACAUUCAGAUCGGAAUGGUUUUCCGGAAAGAACGAUUGGACGUGGAGGUUGUGCGGGCCCGAGGUUUGGUGGGAAAACAGGGGAACAAAAACACACCAGCUGCCUACGUCAAAGUUUACCUUUUGGACAAUGGCAAGUGUUUGCUAAAGCGUCGUACACGUCUGGCGAGAAAGUCUCUGGAUCCUCUUUAUCAACAGCAGCUGCAGUUUGAGGAGAAUCCAGAGGGAAAGGUGCUACAGGUGAUCGUCUGGGGCGACUACGGACGGAUGGACCACAAGUCGUUCAUGGGUGCGGCUCAGAUCUUGCUGGAUGACCUGGACCUGUCCAACAUGGUGAUUGGCUGGUUCAAGCUUUUUCCCGCCACGUCGCUGGUUGACCCUGCCCUUGCUGCACUUACCAACAAAGAGACUGUGGCAGUUUGAGGCAGCUGGGGAACUGAAGGGUCAUGUGACCAACGAUCUUACUAGUUAGCCACACGUACAAUGCAUUGGUCUCCAUGACAGCCAUUUUAUUGAAAUGUGACAUUGUCAUGCAACACAACAACAAAGAAAAACAAUAAAUAAACACAAGUACACGUACCAAAGCGGACCAGUCCACACAGCUAGCAGUAGCUAGCAUGUUAGUUUGAAAGAUUCCAUUUUUUGUAGGAAAAGUUACAGAUAUAAGAGUCACAUCGGGAACAAACUCUCGCUAGCAGCAUGUCUGACCUUGGUUACGAACACGUUUUCCUUGAAAUGCAAGCGUCAACCCUCCAUCUUUGGAAUGCUAGUCGCAGCUAGCAGGCUAGCAACUGCUCGUCGUCCUCUAACUUGGGACCAGAGGCUCGGCAAGACUCGGGGAUGAGGGCCGUAUGCACGAUCCCACAGUGUUCACAAGGACCCCCGCAACGACCACCGUCCUCACGGUGACGAGAGGCAUGACCUGCGGAGGUCGGGGGGCGGGGCUCAAGAACAGGUGAUGGAGCAGAGUCGGGAAUCAACAGUUCCACAUCAUCUAGGUCCUCUGGAGGCUGGAGACGGGGCCAGGGCUGGUUCUGAUCCGGAGCGCUGCGAGUCCAAGGGCGGGCCAGACGCUGCAGGUUCUGGACCAGGCGCUGCAGAGAAGAUGUAGACUGAACCUGAGGAUCCACUGUUGUGACAUCAGAAGGGGGAGGAGUUUGGGGCACAAGCUGAUUCCUGGCAGGGACCACGUCAGGCUCGGGUAUUGGCAGUGUUUUUGAAGGGAGACCGCCGACAGCUCCCCCGCGCUCUCGCAGAAGCUCCGCCUCUGAAUCCGUGUCGUCCGGGCUCGGAGGCGCUGAGCCGCUGCUAUUGUCCAGGUCCGCUGACACCAGUGCCAGAGGGGUGGGCCGGCGGGACCGGGAGAAGAGGCGAGGCCACAGGGUGUGGCUGCUGCCCCUGCGACCUGACGACGGCAGGCGGAGCGACGUGAACCCCAGUUGAGAGCGAACUGCCAGGCGCAGAUUCUCCAGCACAGAUGCCUGCGGAACACAGAAGCGUUAGCAUGAGGCACAUCAGAGGGGCUUUUCAUUCUGCUGACUCUGCUUCGAGACAAAGUGCAUUCAGCUCACGAGUCCGACGUGCAAACACAAGCAAGUCGGGUUUUGGCUGCAAACUUGAUCCCGGAUGCAGAGCUUCACUUUGUCUCGGGAACCCCCCCCACAGGGGGGUGAGCUUCUCACCUCAGGCGACUCGGCGCUAGAUGCCAGAAACAUGUACAGCGCGACUCCACACAAACAUGAUAGAUGUCGGGCAGUAAAGGGUCUGAUCGCUGUCUGGCUGGACAACAUCGUUCAAAAACAACUUGACAAACUCCCAGAACACUGAGGUGUGUGGUCGCAGCUGCAGGUGACUGGUGCUGUGGAGGAGUUAAUUGAAGAUCACUGGACUAUUCGCUGAUCAUUUCUGACGUCUGGAUCUGAACUUCACUGACUAAAACCUUCUCAAUCCUGAGUAAUAUUUCUCACUGUGUGCAACGUGUUGUGAGAGCAGCGUGGAUCAGUCAAGUGUUGUAAAAUAAACAUGACAAGAAUCUUC
This is a messenger RNA of Synchiropus splendidus (mandarinfish), 5237 nucleotides long. Its product is annotated as regulating synaptic membrane exocytosis protein 2-like. The coding region runs from base 585 to 3623 and encodes 1012 amino acids. The transcript has 20 exons. Gene Ontology annotation, cellular component: cytoskeleton of presynaptic active zone; presynaptic membrane. Gene Ontology annotation, biological process: calcium ion-regulated exocytosis of neurotransmitter; regulation of membrane potential; positive regulation of synaptic transmission. Lineage: Eukaryota; Metazoa; Chordata; Actinopteri; Syngnathiformes; Callionymidae. The record is from RefSeq and is a predicted model, not a curated record. Gene Ontology annotation, molecular function: small GTPase binding; transmembrane transporter binding.